Penicillium griseofulvum is the source of this 1404-nucleotide messenger RNA. Its product is annotated as Major facilitator superfamily domain, general substrate transporter. Bases 1 to 1404 code for a protein of 467 amino acids. Gene Ontology annotation, cellular component: membrane. Lineage: Eukaryota; Fungi; Ascomycota; Eurotiomycetes; Eurotiales; Aspergillaceae. The record is from RefSeq and is a predicted model, not a curated record. Gene Ontology annotation, molecular function: sulfate transmembrane transporter activity. The transcript has 7 exons. Gene Ontology annotation, biological process: transmembrane transport.
AUGUCUAUAGACGAAAUAAAGACGGCGCAGAUUUCAGCCAGUAGUACAGAUGGCUCGGAUGAAGAGUGGCAGAAGAGUGAGCAUCACAAAUCAGAAGGUGCAUUUGAGGCAAGAGAGGGCCAUCACUUCUACCGGCCCAUUGACAGCUACGAGGGACUCCAUCGCUGGGAUCCGAAUUUUCAAUGGACAGAAGCCGAAGAGAAGAAAAUUGUCCGGAAAAUUGAUGCCCGCGUCUGCACGUUUGCCUGUGUGACAUUCUUUGCAUUACAGUUGGACCGAGGAAACAUCGGCCAAGCACUCGCAAGUACACUUCUCGCAGAUUUGGAAGGCGGCUUUAUACCCGAUACGAUCCUAUUCUUGUCCUUCUUCUACAAAUCCAGUGAGCUACCGAAAAGACUGACGUGGUUCUGGAUUUCCUACACCGUUGCCGGAAUUAUUGGUUCCUUCCUAGCCUUCGGCUUCCUUCACAUCACCGACGCCAAUGGCCGCGGCGCCUGGAGAUAUCUAUUCGCAUACGAGGGUCUCAUAACAGGUGUGAUUGGAAUCAUUGCUGCAUUCUGGAUGCCAGCCUCACCCGUGCAAACAAAAGGAGGAUUGCGCGGAAAGAACGGAUGGUUCACAGAGCAUGAAGAGAAGAUCAUCGUGAACCGCGUUAUUCGGGAUGAUCCUAGUAAGGGAAGUAUGCACAACAGACAAGCAGUUACCCCACGGCGGUUUUGGGAAUCACUCAAGGACUACCAUAUGUGGCCAAUUUAUGCUCUCGGUCUAAUCUGGAUGAUACCCUCCAACCCGGCGCAAAAUUACCUCACUUUACAACUGCGAUCCCAGGGGUUCACAACGUUCCAAACCAAUUUGCUGACAAUCCCAGCGGCUGUCAUUGCAAUUAUCACCAUGACAUCUAUCACCUGGGUUGCAGAGCGUACGAACCAACGUCUACUCUGGGGCGUGGCAGUCGAAGUAUGGCACUUGGCCCUGUUGAUCGCACUAGAGUUGCUUCCUCAGAAAAGCAUGCCCUGGCCCCGUUGGGCAAUCCUUACGCUACUUGUUGGUGGGCCCAACAUCCAUCCUGUUAUAGUGGCAUUAACUUCACGGAAUGCCGGAUCUGUGCGGACUCGCACUGUUGCGUCGGCAUUGUAUAACAUGUCGAUACAACUCAGCAGUAUUGCCGGUGCUAAUGUUUAUCAAGCAAAGGAUGCCCCAUAUUAUAGAAAUGGAAAUAAGGUUCUUAUUGCACUGGCUGUCGUCAGUGGGUUCCUGUUUAUCUUCGCCAAGUUCUACUACGAUUGGUGGAAUCGGAGAAACUCUGCAAAAUGGAAUGCUAUGACGAGGGAGCAAAGAGAGCUUUAUCUUCGUGAAAAUCCGGUGUUGACUAACAAGAGAAUCGACUUUCGCUUUGCGCGUUAG